AACCCAUAUAAUGGGGAGGCGGGGGGGGUCUCUAAAGUCUAAUUUACAAAUUUGGAUGUGUGGGUUGUUAGUGCCACUCUCGGGUAGGUUCUAGGGUUUCACGCCCACUACAAGUUUGAGGUAGUUUGAUUGCGGAGGACUUCAAUGGGGACUCUAGUCGAUAACAAGUUCACAUGGGUGAUACCAAACUUCUCCUCUCUGCAAUCUAAGGCCGUUUAUUCUGAUCAAUUCGUUAUGGGUGGCUGCACAUGGCAUCUUCUUGUCCAUCCUGAGGGAUUCAAUAAGUCUUGUCAUUUAUCUCUGUUUUUGGAAGUGGCUGAUAAUAAAUCACUGCCACCUGGAUGGAGAAUACGUGCACGUUAUCUCCUAAGUGUUGUUAAUCAACAUUCUGAGAAAAGCUCCAAACGAAACGAAGCAAGCAAGUGGUUUGAUCAAAAGAUUCCAGGAUGGGGUUUGUCAGAAAUGCUUCCCCUUCCCAAUCUUCAUGCCAAAGAUGGCGGGUUCCUUGUGAACGAUGAACUCAAUAUUGUUGCUGAAGUAGAUGUUCUUGAAGUUAUUGGGAUACUAGAUGUAUCUCUUGAAUUUAAAGAGUCAACACAACUUCUGAAAAAGGUUAAGGUAGAUUAUGAUAGUCUGAAGUCUAAUGACUUACUGCUCAACGAGACUCCACCAGUUAGUGAACUCAUGGACAUCAAUGGUUUCCAACUUCUUCCUUCACAGGUGGAUUUUGUGAAGCGUAUAUUUGAAAAACAUCCGGACAUUGCAAAAGAGUUCCGACCAAAGAACCCACAUCUGAGGAAAGCAUGCAUGACUUUCUUGCUCAGCCUAAUCGAGACAUUGUGCCAACCACCACAGAGGCUAUCCAAUGAAGAUUUGGUGGAAGCAGACAAUGCACUAACAUACGUGAAAGUUUCGGGGUUUAAGGUGGAUUGGUUGGAGAAAAAGCUAAAGGAUGUAAAGGAAAAGAAGGUGGAAGAGCAAAAUGGUGAGAUUCGGAUUCAAGAAUUAGAGGGGGAUUUGAAGGAGUUUAAGCAGAAGUGCUUAGACAUAGAAGCUUUGCUGGAGAAAGAAAAGGCAAAGGUGAUGGCUGCUAGAGUUUCUCUAACAUUGGAUGAUGUUAUCUAAGUAUGACUUUGGCAUGUUCUGGUGUUUGUUUGUUUGAGUCUAUAUAUGUUUCCAAAUUAUAGUCCUCUUAAAACUUAGGAUCUGAGAUAAAUGGUCAAUAUUAGUCUAUUUCAUCGAGCUGACUGAAACCUAUUUAUAGCUAGAGAGACCAGUGUCUUUGUGAUUUUGUAUUUAAUUUGGUUUAUGGUUAAUAUCAGAGAAACUCUUGGAGGGGAA
Molecule: messenger RNA, 1341 nt
Organism: Camelina sativa (false flax)
Lineage: Eukaryota; Viridiplantae; Streptophyta; Magnoliopsida; Brassicales; Brassicaceae
Product: MATH domain and coiled-coil domain-containing protein At3g58210-like
Molecular function (GO): protein binding
Source: RefSeq, a predicted model, not a curated record